Molecule: messenger RNA, 858 nt
Organism: Nannospalax galili (Upper Galilee mountains blind mole rat)
Lineage: Eukaryota; Metazoa; Chordata; Mammalia; Rodentia; Spalacidae
Product: prolactin
Exons: 5
Coding region: 28-720 (230 amino acids)
Biological process (GO): positive regulation of cell population proliferation; positive regulation of lactation; female pregnancy
Cellular component (GO): extracellular region
Molecular function (GO): hormone activity; prolactin receptor binding
Source: RefSeq, a predicted model, not a curated record
CCUUCUCUGGUGAAGCCUGUUCCUGAAAUGAUCUCUGUCAUGAACAGCCAGGGCUCAGCACAGAAAGCAGGGACACUGCUGCUGCUAGUGGUGUCAAACCUGCUGUUCUGUCAGAACGUGCACCCGCUGCCCAUCUGUCCCAGUGGGGACUGCAAGAUGUCCCUCCAGGACAUGUUUGACCGCCUGGUCAUGCUGUCUCAUUACAUCCAUAGCCUCUCUUCAGAAAUAUUCAUCGAAUUUGAUCAACGUUAUGCCCAAGGCCGUGGAUUCAUUGCCAAGGCCAUCAAUGGCUGCCACACUUCUUCUCUCCCUACGCCAGAGGACAAAGAACAAGCCCAACAGAUCCCCCCGGAAGUCCUGCUGAAACUGGUAAUCAGCUUGUUGCAUGCCUGGAACGACCCUCUUUACCAACUAGUGACUGAAGUUGGUGGUAUCCAUGAAGCCCCUGAUGGUAUGGUGUCAAGAGCCAAAGAAAUUGAGGCACAAAUCAAACAACUCCUGGAGGGAAUUCAGAAGAUAAUUGGCCAGGUCCAUCCAGGAGCCAAUGAAAAUGAGAUCUACUCUGUGUGGGCACAACUUCCAUCCCUGCAGGCAGCUGAUGAAGAAUCCCGGCUCUUUGCCUUUUACAACCUGCUCCACUGCCUGCGCAGGGACUCCCACAAGGUUGACAAUUAUCUCAAGAUCCUUAAGUGCCGAAUUGUCUAUCAAAACAACUGCUAAGACCAUAUCCAUCCUGAGUACUUCUGAGAUGGUCCAUAACUAGCUACUCCUGCAAAUCUUUACGCUGCACUGCUUUCAAUGCAUGCUUGGGCACAAUGGGUCUCUUCUUUAAAAAAAAUAAAAGCUAACUUUUAAAAU